This is a messenger RNA of Paecilomyces variotii, 906 nucleotides long. RefSeq names its product Pre-mRNA-splicing factor Cwf15/Cwc15. The transcript is spliced from 6 exons. Gene Ontology annotation, molecular function: RNA binding. Gene Ontology annotation, cellular component: catalytic step 2 spliceosome. The record is from RefSeq and is a predicted model, not a curated record. The coding region runs from base 98 to 784 and encodes 228 amino acids. NCBI's taxonomy places the organism in Eukaryota, Fungi, Ascomycota, Eurotiomycetes, Eurotiales, Thermoascaceae. Gene Ontology annotation, biological process: mRNA cis splicing, via spliceosome.
GGUGACUUCACGGCGUUCCUGGACUGAUCCUGAGCGUGAUUAUUACCAGAGAAUACUUUCAGUGGUAUCUUGCACAGUCGUUCUACAGUGUCUCAACAUGACUACAGCACACAGACCCACGUUUGAUCCGGCGCAAGGACGGGAGGCCCUGCGUGGGCCAGCAUAUCACCAACGCCUGCUGCCUGCGUAUAUGCACUUGAAAGUUCGGCAACCUGGACAAGGCACAGAAACCGAAUCGGAAGUUCGAGACCUUCGUGCGGAGCUGCUGAAGGCAGAGGCUGCCCAUUUUGCGAAGAAGAAGGGUAUCAAGCCGGAAGAUGAUGUUACAGAUACAGCUCCCGCAGUUAAGCGACAGCUCGAAGGUGCAGCUGCUGGAGGAGAUACCGAAGAAGAGGAUCCUGAAGCGAAACGGCGGCGAAUAUUAGAGGAAACACGAGCUAUAGACGCUGAUUCAGAGGCAUCUGACAGCGAUAGUAGUGAGGAGGAAAGUGAUGAGGAAGAUGAAGCCGCCGAACUCAUGCGUGAGCUUGAAAAGAUCAAGCGGGAGAGGCUCGAGCAGAAGGAAAAAGAGGAACGCGAAAAAGCCGCCCAAGAAGAGGAGAAGCGGGAAUACGAAAUCGCUAGGGGUAAUCCGCUCCUCAAUCCCCAAGACUUCAACAUAAAGCGGAGAUGGGACGACGACGUUGUGUUCAAGAACCAGGCCCGUGGGACGGAAGACAAGAGGGACAAGGAAUUCGUCAACGUAAGUGGUGUCAAUCAGAACGCUAAUUAUGUCACUCGCUGAUGUACCGCAGGAUUUGCUACGAUCUGAUUUCCACAAACGCUUCAUGGUAUGAUACACAUUCUUUCUUGUCCAAUGUGUUUGCGGCUGACAUCGAUCACAGUCAAAAUAUGUACGAUGAUACC